UUCAGAGCCCUUCAGUCCACUACCACUUGUGCUCACAAUCACCAUGUUCAAGCUUGCACUUAUCACCCUCUUCGUCGCCGCGGCUUCGGCCUACGCCCCCGCCCCCUUGGCUGUCGCUCACGCUCCCCUGGCUGUAGCUCACGCACCCGUAGCUGUGGCUCACGCCCCCGUCGCCACCUCCUACGCUAACACCUACAGAGUUGCCUCUUCUGUUGUCGCCCCAGUCGCCCCUGUAGCGUACGCUGCUCACGCCCCCGUCGUCAGGCCUUACGCCGCCCCUGCUGUGGUUGCCGCCCCCGUCUACAGAGCGUACGCUCCCGCCGCUUACGCUGCCCCCGUAGUCGCCCCCGCCGCCGCUCCCCUCAGCUACGGGUACGCCGCACCUUACUACGGCAAGGCCUAUGGUCACCCUGCUCCUUACUACGGUGCCCUCAUUGCCCUCUUCGUCGCCGCGGCUUCGGCCUACGCUCCCGCCCCUCUGGCUGUCGCCCACGCCCCGCUGGCUGUCGCCCACGCACCGGUGGCUACUUCCUACUCCAAUACCUACAAAGUUUCCUCCUCUGUUGUACCAGUGGCGCCCGUCGCUCCUGUUGCCUACGCCGCCCACGCACCCGUAGUCAGGCCUUAUGCCGCCCCUGCCGUGGUAGCCGCUCCCGCCUACGCUCACGCUGCCUAUGCUCAUCCCGCUUACGCUGCUCCUGUGGUUGCCCCUGCCGGCGCUCCCCUCAGCUACGUCUACGCCGCUCCCCACUACGGCAGAGCCUAUGGUUACCCUGCCCCUUAUCACGGUUAAAUUAACCAGUAUAAAUUAAAUUUAUCCAAAGAAAUUUAAUUUUAUAAAAAAUCUCAAGUUGUAUAAAUUUAUAUUUUAUUAAAUUUAAUACAACACCAAAUUAGUUAAUUUUAUUAGCUUUCCAUGUCAAUAGGUUUAUUGCUAUAUUUAGAGAAUACAAAAAGACCUUAAUUUAGGAAAA
Homalodisca vitripennis (glassy-winged sharpshooter) is the source of this 974-nucleotide messenger RNA. Its product is annotated as cuticle protein 38-like. The transcript is spliced from 3 exons. NCBI's taxonomy places the organism in Eukaryota, Metazoa, Arthropoda, Insecta, Hemiptera, Cicadellidae. Bases 44 to 793 code for a protein of 249 amino acids. The record is from RefSeq and is a predicted model, not a curated record.